GGUAGCUAGGGGUCAGGAUGACUUAUGAGAGAGGGGGGUGACUCGUUAUCCAUCUUUAGAGGCCGGGCCUCACAGACAGCAAGAAGAGAAGAAAGGGAGAGAGAAGGUGUUCUAUUUGAGAGUGUGAGGAGGGGCAAGAGGAGUGUUCGUCCAAACGUAAGGAGAGAGCGGACCCCUCUUGAGAGAUCUACUGACACCCCUUCCUCCGGCAUGGCUAACAUCACAUCUGCCCAAUGGCAGGCCAUGCUGGAUGCAGCAGAUAAGAGCGAGAGACCGUUCUUCCAGAGGCUUUAUGAUGAUGCCGUGCAGAGGGAAAGGGAGGCAGAGGCAGCAGCCAGAGCUGCCAACAUUGCUGAUCAGGUGGCUCUCCUUCGGAUCCCGGAAGCCAAUGCUGACCGGUUCCAGGAGGGACUAGCUGCUGCCGUAGCAGCCUUGGUUCGACUGCGGACCUUGGAAAACCUUGAGUCCCGUGUAACAGCGCUGGAGCAGCGGAACCAAGAGUUGCAGGCUGAGAUAAUCAGCCUCAAACAGUCCCAACUGUCUGCCCCCCGCCCUCCUAACCCUCGACCUACUGCAGUCCCAGUCUCUCAACCCAACACGAUCCUCAUAGCAAGGGCAAGUGGAACUGUGAUGAGCGCAGGAUCCGGUGCCAGCUCCUCGAGCGGCAGCGCCGACAGUUUUGCACUAGUCAUAGUCCCAAAUGCGGGGACAUCAGCCCAAAACGCCACAAUCCCUACUGGCGUUCAGUACAGCGGUCCCAUGGUGGACAAGCGGGCGGCCACUCUGCCGUCCAAGUACGACGGGAAGGCAGACAUUACCUCUUGGAUUAGAUUGUUUUCGACUGCAGGGAAACAAGCAAAGGGCGUAGAGGAGUCCUCAGCACUCCCUACAACAGGGGAAGCUGGAACAUCAGUUGCAGGCCCCUCCGAUGAGCCUGAAUCUGAUCAACAGCCCACUCUUGAAGCCCGAAACGACGCUGAAUCCAAGGCUGCUACAAUUCAUGUGUUAUACACAGAGCCUUGGGAGGAGUCUAAGGAAGUUGACUUCCACGCUCACAUGGAACACUGGCUGCAGCUCAAGCAGCAACGCCGUGUUCAAGGGAGUGUGGAACUAACCUUCUUUAAACUGCUCAUUAACCGCCGAUACAUCCGCGUGCUGAUUGAUAGUGGUUCAACCACUAACUUUUUUUCUCCUAACGGGAUUCGUAAGGCGGGCCUGGGAAUGAAGCAAGUGGAAUUGCAGAACCCUUGUCAGACCCAGGUGGGCAACCAAGAGGUUGUCACAUCUACACAUGCUGUCAAAGGUGUGCGCGUCACCUUUGACAAGAGCCGCACUGUCACACAUGAGCUCAACUUCUAUGUCAUGGACAAGUGUCCGUUCGACGCGGUCAUUGGCUUGGGCUGGCUAAAGGCUCAUUGCCUAAGGACCACGUGGGCAGACAAUCAAUUCGUGGUGCGUGAUGCCAAGGGGAACGAGCGUACCGUCCUAUUGGAUGAGAUUUGCGAGUCCCUUGUGACUCUUCUAAGUGCAACCAAAUUCUGCAAAUCAGUGCGCAGGCGCACGAAGAUUGAGCAUGUACAUGUAGCUUUUGUAAAGCCUAUCCAUGUGCCUUCUACUUUUGCCGCGUUUUCUACCUCGGUAAGUAACUCUACUUCUACCACCUCUACUUCUAAUCCAUCUACUUCUACUGUGAAUAAUCCCUCUACUUCUAAUCCGGUUAUCAUUGCUGUAAAUUCUCAGUCUGAUUUUCUUCCUCCUGAUGAGGAUGAUCCUCCACCGGAAGACCCAACAAACAUUCGCCAGCUAUUAGAUCGAUUCCCUGAAGUGCUGGCCGAACCUCGUGGAGUUCCCGAACGUCCGGUCAAACACAAAAUCGAGAUAAUAGAGGGGAGUGUUCCUCCAAAGGGCUGCGUCUACCGUAUGGGGCAAGGCGAGUUGGAGGAGUUGAAAAGGCGGAUUGAUGAUAUGAUUGACCGUGGAUGGAUUAGGCCUAGUGAGUCUGAGUUCGGUGCACCUGUCCUGUUUGUGCCAAAGAAAGGAGGCAAACUCCGGAUGCGUAUUGAAUAUCGUGGCCUCAAUCGAAUCACCCGAAAGAAUGCUUAUCCUUUGCCUCGCAUAGAUGAUCUGCUAGAUGCGGCAGGUGGGUGCAAGGUCUUCUCCAAGAUCGACCUCAGAUUUGGUUACCACCAGAUUGAAGUCGAUCCGAGUGACCAGCACAAAACGACAUUCAAGACACGCGACGGGCUGUACGAGUUCAUCGUUAUGCCCUUCGGUCUCACGAAUGCACCGGCCACAUUUCAGUGCCUCAUGGACAAGGUACUUCGCCAUCAACUCAACAGGUUUGUGGUGGUGUACCUCGACGACAUCCUGAUCUUCAGCAAGUCCAUGGAGGAGCACGUCAAGCACCUGGAGGAAGUUUUGCAGGUCCUCAACGAGGCGCAGCUGCACCUCAACUUGGAGAAAUUUGAGUUUGGAAGGGACAGCGUCAUCUAUCUUGGGCACCGGUUGUCUGCAAACGGCCUUGAGCUGGAGGCAACUAAGGUUGACGUCAUCCGAGAGUGGCCCCAACCGGCGAACGUACGCGAACUGCGUUCUUUCCUUGAUUUGGCCUCGUAUUAUCGAAAGUUUGUGCCCAAAUUCUCUGUCAUUGCUCACCCUCUCUCAAGACUAACCAGCAAGAAUGUUGCCUAUGCAUGGUGUGAGAAGUGUGAGACUGUGUUCCAAGACUUGAAAGAGGCAUUUGUGAGUCAUCACGUGCUCCGCAUUGCGGAUCCCAUCCUCGCAUUCGUAGUCACUACAGACGCGAGCCAGUUUGGGAUUGGUGCAGUGCUGCAACAAGAUGAUGGUGAUGGCCUGUAUGGACCCGGUGAGUUGAUUUCCAUCGACUUUACGAACAUAGGAAAGGUGAGUGAAGCAGGGAAUUCACAGAUCAUGGUCAUCGUGGAUCGAUUCUCCAAAUUUCUGAAUCUGAUUCCUUUCCCUCCCCAUGCACCAAUUGAGCUUGUCAUCGAAGAAUUCCAUCAGCAGUACAUUCUGCAGUUUGGCGUCCCGAAAACCAUUGUGAGUGAUCGGGACACCAGAUUCAUCAGCAAAGAUUGGAAGGACUUUACCUCUCAAAUCUAUGACAUUAAACUGAACAAGACUUCUGGUCGACACCCCGAAGCCAAUGGUUUGGCCGAGGAGAUCAACCAGACCGUCAUCCAACUACUUCGCGCAUUGAUUGUUCCAGAUCAGAACACGUGGGACAAGGAGCUGCACAAGGUGAAGGGGUUGUAUAACCACUCCAUUCACUUUGCAACUGGCGUGACACCAAACCAGUUGCAAUAUGGAUGGCCGAUGCGUAAUCCCCUCUCCUAUUUGUUUCCUGAACGGUCACCUGGUCUGAUGCCUGGCAUGCCUGGCUACAAUGUCACGUACACAUGCUUGCUCAAAGUUGUUAUUGCAGCCAUGAACAAGCGCCAGCAUGCCAUGAUCAAACAUGCUAACAAGUUGCGCAAAGAAGAAAAGUUCAAAGGGACUUUAUUCCAGGCAACCAGGCACUUCGUGCAGACCAAUUACUGCAAGGCCGUCACUGAUGAGGCCUUGUACGAGAUCGGAAAACAGACUCAACUGAAGUUCGAGGCCGACCAGAUGGAGAGGAUUUCCAGGUUUGCAGCGGAGCGUGGACUUGAUGUGCCCCGGGCCGGUGCAGCGACGGGAGGAGAGGCGGUGCAGCGGCCGCGGGAGGUGGGGGGGAGGGGGAGAGAUUGGGCAUGCCACAGCGAGAUUGCGAGCAUGCAGGCAGUGGAGAGGCACCAUGCGGAGUUGGCCGAGGAGUUGGAGGAGGAGUACCAUGCUUGGCUUGUGAGACAAGCCAAGAGGUACAUUCUGACGCAGACGGGUUUCGAGUUGGAGGGUGCGAAGUACCUCCUUGCCUGCCGGCAGUUCGAGGACUUCCACAUGCAACAGGGCAGGUUUGCGGAGAGGAACUGGGCAGUCCACGAGGGCAUCCACACGAAGAAGCGUAAUAGGUUGGCCUUUGAGAAGGUCGUGCAGCUCGUUGAGAUCACCGCAAAUGUGCUGUUGACAGAGUAUCGGCGGGCAGGAUGCGGUUACGUGCUGCCACGGCAGCGUGACGAGGGGAUGUUGGACUGCCAGGCAGGACUGGAGGUUGAGCCGGUGCACACGGGCACGCGCCAGGGGAUGAUGGCGGCGAAGAUUGCAGAGCAGGUUGCGCUUAUUACGUGCGAUCCCAUCGGGUCUUCCGCACCGCCAUCCGCUGCUGCCGUUUUUGAGAGACGUGCUUGCAUUUUUCGUCUGUACCCUAGGGACGAUGACUCGGAUGAGGAGCCCACACCCGAGGGAGUAGAUGACCCUGCGCUGCCCAUUCCGAGCGAGAUCGACGAGACCCAUGAGGAGGCCAAUGAUGCCAAGGUGAGGACAUACACGGCACGGCGGGCAGCGGACCGGGCAGAGGAGGAGAUGCAAGGGGGGGACGAGGAUUUAUGGGGCCCUUUCGGGGAGGUGGCUUCCACAGGUGAUGCGCGUGCUGACAGAGGCGGGGCCUCUCAUGCCGACAUGAGCCGCACAGAGGCGAAGAGACCGACUCCUGCUCCUGCCGGGCGAAAGACGACCGCGGAGACGGAGGAGUUGGCAUCCUCCUUGCCUCCGCACGGGGUUCUGCAGAGAUCGACAGUGGUUCGACAACUGAGGUUACGAUCACCUUCCCCGGGGGUAUUACAGGAGGAGGGGGAUGUGGCAGCAGCAGCGCAGGAGGCACCAGCAGUCUCGACAGCGAGGGAGGAGGUGCCAACACAGGCGACGGUUGAGGAGGAGGUAGCGGCAGCGACACCGCAGGAGGCCGUUCCUAUGGAUCAUGACAGUGCGGACACCGAUGAGCAGCUCGUGCAGCGCUUCAUCACAGAGGAGGUCGAUCCAAUCGUGGGGGGUUUGACCCCAGGGGCGGCGAUGGAGCUGGGGGUUUCUGCUCCCACAGGGAGGGCGGGGUCAGAGAUGGGGACGCACUUCGACUUCGACUUGUCGAUGGGCGCUCCACCUACUUGCGGCGGGGCGACAUCGACGGAUCGGGCGUCGUCACGGGACGACGCAGCAGACGCGACGGGGACGCAGACCCCGAUAGAGAGGACGCAGGCGGAGUCUCCAGAUACAGCACGCGACAUCAUGGAGCGAGAGAGGGCUCGACUUAUGGCAUCGAGUAACCCGCGUGCUCAGGCGUUCGCACGGGCCUUGGAGGAGGACAGGCGUCGAGAGACAGGGGGGGAUGGUGUGCAAGGUGGGGUGGUGGCUGGGGAGGACGUUAUGGAGGGAGUAGCAGCAGAGGCAGACGGCUAUACAGGGACGACCGCAGCGAGGGAGGUACCAGGAUCAGGUUGUGAGCCUCCGCGAGGUCGCGCCAGAGGAGUGUCCACCGACACCUUGGAGCACGCUCUGAGAGUUGCGACGCGUGUUGUGCAGGAGCAGACCCCACGCAAGCGUGGAGUGCCUCCUCGUCCACGCCCUGUGGCUGCAGAGAGAGGCGCUGCGCUUGGAGAGAGUUCGGGGGCGGAGGGGUUGGGGAUGCCUCCUGGAUCCCGCAGUGAGCAGACGGUUGCAGAGGCUAGUGCGAGGGUUGUUUUGUUGAGGAAGGGAGGAGGCCCUGUCACCAUCGAGGAGGAUGAUCCUGAGACAGAUGCGGCAGUGCAGGAGGAGGACAAGGACUAUGAGGGCGAGGAGGAGGGUGCGGAGGAGAGCGAGAGCGGUUCCGACGGUGACGACGACUACGACGACGAUGGGCCCCCACCUCCCCCGCUGACGCGUGCAUCUAGACGCUCCGCUGCGCAGACUUCUUCAUCCGCACGAGGGAGGAGGAGGUCGGCAUCUGGCUCUUGAGGGGGUGUGAGGAGACGGAGCGGGAAGGGGAAGAAGGGUUGUUGACCGUGAGGCCAGCACUCCGUUUUUCCCCUACUCGCACUGUACUUCAUCAUGUUGUGAGGUCCUGUUUUUUUUUGUCGUGUCGUCUUUGUCUUCGUAUUGUUAGACACUGAGUGUUAGUGUGCGUGUUGUAGUAGUUGUUUCCUUCGGUUUUGGUGUGUAUGAUUUUGGUACCAGUAGGGUGUUCGUAGAGUAGCCUUGGUUGCAGCAGACUGAGUACAGUACAGUACCCCAGCAGCUACGACACGA
This is a messenger RNA of Chara braunii, 6159 nucleotides long. The record is from the annotation of a GenBank genome assembly. NCBI's taxonomy places the organism in Eukaryota, Viridiplantae, Streptophyta, Charophyceae, Charales, Characeae.